CUAAAUUGAUUCCUGGCACCGAAGCAAACGGAACUUGGAUUGACUUCUAUAUAUCGUUCCAUAGCAGCUAUACCUCAAACUCGCCCUAUGACAUGGAUCUGCUGCGAGACAGAUUGCAACGAGACAAAUGAAGCAGAGAAAUCAGAAUGCCAAAACCCAAACUGUAAACACAAGAAAUGUGCACAGUGCACAGCAAAUCAGACAAAAGAUGUUCAGUCUCCAUUAAGAACCGAUUGUAGCUCUAAAGAAUCUGAAGGAUGGUUUUGCUGUUACUGUGCAGGAUUUUGUGACAUAUUCAUGGCAUACUGUCCAACAUGUACACACGUCAUGUGUAGCCAAUGUACCUUUGGAACAAGUGAACGUCAUGGAAAUACACACUUAAGGCCUGAAUGUGAGCGCAUCGGUCUUCUAGAGUAGAAAUUGUAUGCAAGCACACUUAUAAAGAUAAUGGACAUAGUAUCAGACUUGAAUAAGAUUACCUUUGAUACAGUACAAGACAACAAGAUACUUUACCUAAGCUGCUACGCUAUCUUACUCCUAGGCCUACAGUAGAGUAGAUAAAGGCCUUUACUUAUAAACCUAGACUUAGGGUUUAAAGGCAGCUAGUCUACUUACAAUAUUCUAUUUAUACCCUUCAAGGCAUUUCUAUC
Messenger RNA from Aaosphaeria arxii CBS 175.79, 650 nucleotides. RefSeq lists its product as uncharacterized. Lineage: Eukaryota; Fungi; Ascomycota; Dothideomycetes; Pleosporales. The record is from RefSeq and is a predicted model, not a curated record. The transcript is spliced from 4 exons. Bases 88 to 417 code for a protein of 109 amino acids.